AUGACAUCGAUAGGCACGGGCUAUGAUUUGCUCAACUCCAUCUUCUCUCCUGAUGGACGCAACUUCCAGGUCGAAUACGCAGUCAAGGCAGUAGAGAAUGGCGGCACCUCAAUCGGUAUCCGAGCUAAGGAUGGUGUCGUCCUAGCUAUCGAGAAGGUCGUUUCAUCCAAGCUCCUAAAACCCGGUGCCAACAAGCGUAUUGCAACUAUCGAUAGCCAUGUCGGAGCUGUAUCUUCUGGUAUGGUCCCUGAUGGACGUCACUUCGUUGACCGCGCUCGCGACGAGGCCCAGAGCUGGCGACAGAACUUCAAGACCCCCAUCCCCACAUCCGAUCUUGCCAGCCGCAUGGGUGGCUACCUUCAAGCCUACACCAUGUACGGUUCAGUUCGACCAUUUGGCAUCACCGCUAUCGUGGGCGGCUACGAUACUCCCGAGGAGACCCCUGUCGAUGGAGAGGUUGGCUCAGGACCCAAGGUUGGCGCUGGCGGCAAAGUCGAGGGCAAGCACGGCGGUCCUUUUCUUUACAUGAUCGAGCCCAGCGGUAUGUACUGGGGUUACUACGGAGCGGCUACAGGCAAGGGUCGACAGGCUGCCAAGGCCGAGUUGGAGAAGCUUGACCUACCUGCUGGUAACAUUACUCUAGAUGAAGCUGUGAAGCAGGCUGCGCGCAUCAUCUACAUUGCGCAGAAGGACAACAAGGACAAGGAUUUCGAGUUGGAGAUGACCUGGAUCAGUGGGCCUGACGGUCCUACCAAGGGACGACAUGUUGAGGUGCCAAAGGAGCUACGGGAAGAGGCUGAACGAUUAGCAAAGGCCGAGGACGAGGAUGAUGAUGACGACGACGACGAAGACGAGGAUGCAGAGGAUGACAAGAUGGAGGAUUAG
Messenger RNA from Fusarium musae, 885 nucleotides. RefSeq lists its product as uncharacterized. The record is from RefSeq and is a predicted model, not a curated record. Lineage: Eukaryota; Fungi; Ascomycota; Sordariomycetes; Hypocreales; Nectriaceae. Gene Ontology annotation, cellular component: proteasome core complex; proteasome core complex, alpha-subunit complex; nucleus. The coding region runs from base 1 to 885 and encodes 294 amino acids. The transcript has 3 exons. Gene Ontology annotation, biological process: ubiquitin-dependent protein catabolic process.